CCGGCGCGGGUCAGUCGGGCCUUGGCGUCGCCACGUGGGCUGUGCUGAGCGCCCCCCGUGUGCUCAGCGCUGUGCUGAGCGCCGGGGACGGGGGAAUCCACCCUCAUCGGGGGAGGCCACCUGCUCGCCGCCCUGCCAGCAGCAGCUGCAGCAGCAGGGGGUUGGGAGACCUCGUCUUCGCCGCGCAGCCCUGGCGCCGUCGGUGACACAAUAACCCGGCGGAGGCGGGCGGCCCCGGGCCCGCCAUGACGGACCCGGACGUGCUGACGGAGGUGCCGGCCGCCCUGAAGCGCCUGGCCAAGUACGUGGUGCGCGGCUUCUACGGGCUGGAGCACGCGCUGGCCCUGGACAUCCUCAUCCGCAACCCGUGCGUCAAGGAGGAGGACAUGCUGGAGCUGCUCAAGUUCGACCGGAAGCAGCUGCGCGCCGUCCUCAACACCCUCAAGGGGGACAAGUUCAUCAAGUGCCGCAUGCGGGUGGAGACGGCCGCCGACGGCAAGACCACCCGCCACAACUACUAUUUCAUCAACUACCGCCUCCUGGUCAACGUGGUCAAGUACAAGCUGGACCACAUGCGGCGGCGGAUCGAGACGGACGAGAGGGACUCCACCAACCGCGCCUCCUUCAAGUGCCCCGUCUGCUUCAGCACCUUCACCGACCUGGAGGCCAAUCAGCUCUUCGACCCCAUGACAGGGACCUUCCGCUGCACGUUCUGCGAGACCGAGGUGGAGGAGGAUGAGUCGGCCAUGCCCAAGAAGGAUGCCCGCACGCUGGUGGCCCGCUUCAACGAGCAGAUCGAGCCCAUCUACGUGCUGCUGCGGGAGACCGAGGACGUCAACCUGGCCUACGAGAUCCUGGAGCCCGAGCCCGCCGAGAUCCCGGCGCUCAAGCAGAGCAAGGAACGGGCGGCGGCGGCGGCGGGAGCCCCCAGCCUCGCCGGCGGGCCGCCCCGGGAGGCGUGGGCCACCAGGGGCCCGUCCUACGAGGACCUGUACACGCAGAAGGUGAUCAUCAGCAUGGACGACCGGGAGGACGUCCACGCGCGGCGGCCGAGGGCAAGCCGCCCAGGGGAGAGGCCCGUCUGGCUGCGGGAAAGCACCGUCCAGGGGGCCUACGACCACGAAGACGGGGCGGACGGGGCCCUGGGCGUCGCCGGCUUCCAGGAUCGGGCGGAGGGCCGGGGGGCGCCGGACGACAACGAGGAGGUCAUGCGGGCGCUGCUCAUCCACGAGAAGAAGACGCCCUCGGCCGCGGCGGGCUCGGCGGGCGCCGCGGCCCCCCGGGGCCCCGGCCGCGGCAGCGACUCGGACAGCGAGACCAGCGAGUCGGACGAGGAGUCGCCGCCGCCGCGGCCGGCCGCCUUCCCCGCCGCGCUGCCGGGCCGGGACGGGGACGGGGACGAGGACGAGUUCGAGGAGGUGGCGGACGACCCCGUGGUCACGGUGGCCGGCCGGCCCUUCUCCUACGGCGAGGUGAGCCAGCAGCCGGAGCUGGUGGCCCAGAUGACCCCCGAGGAGAAGGAGGCCUACAUCACCAUGGGGCAGCGGAUGUUCGAGGACAUGUACGAGUGAGCCGCCCCCGCCGGUCCUCCGGCGACGGGGUCCGGACCCUCGGGGCCGUCCGUCCGGGGCCCGCGGCGGCCGGGACGGCCGGACGCCGG
Ornithorhynchus anatinus (platypus) is the source of this 1660-nucleotide messenger RNA. Its product is annotated as general transcription factor IIE subunit 1-like. Gene Ontology annotation, biological process: transcription initiation at RNA polymerase II promoter; transcription open complex formation at RNA polymerase II promoter. The record is from RefSeq and is a predicted model, not a curated record. NCBI's taxonomy places the organism in Eukaryota, Metazoa, Chordata, Mammalia, Monotremata, Ornithorhynchidae. Gene Ontology annotation, cellular component: transcription factor TFIIE complex.